UCCAUGGGCGGCAGUCACAUGUCAGAAUAGGAAAAAGGUUACUACUGUGGUUGGGGGUUUGGGUUUUGGUAUGCAUGUGGUUGAAUGUGGUAGUGUAGUGUUUUGAGUUUCAGUUUUUCUCCUACAACUGUUGUGUAUUUAUAUAUAACAAAGUUUCAUGGAGAUUAAUAAACUUACGUCAUCCAUGUUCCCAUAGCGAUACUCCUUACGCUCAUCUGCUACACAUCGGCCGUAUCAACAGCUAUUUGAAAUGGAGGACCCCGAAGAUACGAGCCGGGAUAAUGUGCUUUGGGGCGAUGCCAUGGAGGAGAUAUUCAUCGACAUGCUCUACCAGGACGCGCUUCAAGGUAGAUUAAAGGGCGGAAAGAUAACGUUUAGAGAGCAUGGAGUUUAUGCACAGCGACUCACUGCUGUUGGGAAGAAAGUGUUUGACGGGAACCAGGUCCGUGGAAAAUUGACGAGGUUGAAGGGGAUGCAGCGCUUGUUUACCGAUUUGUUGAGCCAAACUGGUAUGGGUUGGGAUCCCGACACAAAGACAGUUGUCGCGAGUGACGAGUGCUGGGAGAAUGCCAUUAGGGUUAAAUCGAAAUGGGGGAGGUUUCGUACUUUUGGCUGCCCAAAGUACGAGGAGCUAUGCACCAUAUUUGGCGCGUCCGUUGCAUACGGGACUAUGCAACACGCAUCAACACAGCUACCCGCAGAUAGCGACGACGAGCGGCGCCUGGAUGAGGAGAUGCGAGCUCGAGUGCCUCCCGCACUAGGCCAUCGACAGGGAUUGCCCAUUGGCAAUGAUGACUUUAUUGACUUGAUGGGGAUCGGGUCACCUGCAGUGGAUGCCGUGACUGGGUCAUCACGUAGGCCGAAGCCAAGAAAGAAGAGCGAUUUUGAGGUGCAGCUUUCUGAGGCCGUCGAGGAGGUUAAACUGACGCAGAGAGCGAGGCGUAAACGAUAUGAGGAUGCAGAAGCUGUGGCAUCAUCGAAGCGCAGCAAAGAGUCAGAGCCUAGUGAGGGGACCAAUGCGGGGUAUGAUCCGAUUAGUCAUUGUGCGACGUUGCUAAGCGAGCUUUCCCCUCCGUUGGAUCCAUCCCAACUUGUUCGCGCAAUUAAGGAAUUACUGAACCCAGAGAUGCGACAGUUUUUCUUGUCCUUGGAUGCUGCAAGGAGGGACUCUUGGGCCCGUCAUUGUUAA
Juglans regia (Persian walnut) is the source of this 1189-nucleotide messenger RNA. RefSeq lists its product as uncharacterized. Bases 251 to 1189 code for a protein of 312 amino acids. Lineage: Eukaryota; Viridiplantae; Streptophyta; Magnoliopsida; Fagales; Juglandaceae. The transcript is spliced from 3 exons. The record is from RefSeq and is a predicted model, not a curated record.